Psilocybe cubensis is the source of this 1620-nucleotide messenger RNA. RefSeq lists its product as uncharacterized. The transcript has 7 exons. The coding region runs from base 1 to 1620 and encodes 539 amino acids. Gene Ontology annotation, cellular component: cytosol. Gene Ontology annotation, molecular function: A2-type glycerophospholipase activity. Gene Ontology annotation, biological process: glycerophospholipid catabolic process. The record is from RefSeq and is a predicted model, not a curated record. NCBI's taxonomy places the organism in Eukaryota, Fungi, Basidiomycota, Agaricomycetes, Agaricales, Agrocybaceae.
AUGAUGUUAUUAUUAUUAUACUUAAUGGCCAAGAACCAUCGACCUAUCGUGUCAUCACGCGCGCCGUCGGAUUCGGUCACUGCUUAUGCACCUACUACCAAUGUCCAAUGUCCUGACCUUUCGACGACUUCAUUAAUUCGAUCGUUUUCGCCGCAGAAUCAGACUCUUCACCCGGGGGAACAGGCUUAUGUAUCGACCCGGGAGAAGACAACGAUUCUCCAGGCUUGGAAGGAUUGGUUAGGGGAUGGAUCUGCUUUAGGCUAUAACCUUGCGAAUUUCACAUCUCCCUUUCCACGGGUAGCAAUCACGAUCCCUGGAGGAGGACUUCGAGCAGCUCAAUACGGUGCGAGCUCCUUGUUGGUAUUGGAUGCGCGGAACGUGUCAUCCAAAGCAGCGGGCACUGGAGGAUUGCUACAGGUUGCGUCCUAUAUGGCUGGUUUGUCUGGCGGCUCCUGGAUAACAGGUUCGCUACUUUUCAAUAAUUUCCCUACUCUCGACGACCUUGUAUUUGGAAAUGGGAAAGAUCUGGAUGGAUGGUUGUUGGAUAUUCCUUUUGUUACGCCCGAUGGCGAUAAUCUGCUCUCUGACAAGAACCAGGAUUUCUUUGGAAGCAUCCUAUGGAGUGUUAUAUCCAAAGCUAAUCAAGGAAUUGACACAAGUCUCACCGAUGUGUGGUCGCGAAUGAUUUCAUACCAUUUUCUCAAUCAAACGUCACGAUCCAAUUUCUUCACCAACGAUACUGGUCAUGGCGCUGGUCAACUGUGGUCGGAUAUUCCGCUUAUACCCGCCUACCAGGCUCAUUUGACGCCAUUUCCAAUCGUUGUCGCCGACUCGCGGCCCUCCAACUCGAAUUCAACAGGCAUUCUUUCCCUUGAUUCGGUGGUGUACGAGAUCACACCCUUGGAACUUGCUUCUUACGAUCCCUUUUUAUCGAGCGGCAUGAAUUUAACUUUCGCAGGGACGCACCUUGAUGGCGGUCGAUCGUUGAACGGGUCAGCAUGUGUUAUUGGUUUUGACCAGGCUGGGUUCAUCAUGGGCUCCAGUGCUAGUCUGUUCAAUCAAAUCCUCGAUUUUGGAACAAACACACUUUCACAAUUUUCGAGCAGUGAUAGCACCGGCCUUCUCUAUCUUCUGCAGCGGCAGCUCAGGGAAGUUCGUACUCGAGCUAACGAUGUUGCAAAUUGGCCGAAUCCAUUCCAAGGACAGGCUUCCGCGAGCUUUCAAGAUACCGAUGCUACAUGGAUCAACCUUAUUGACGGCGCUUCUAACCAGGAAAACACCCCGUACGGACCACUACUCGUCAAUGCCAGAAACAUCGAUGUCAUAGUGGCGCUGGAGGGUAGCGCUGAUGAUCCUGUGAAUAAUUGGCCAAAUGGAACGAGCCUAAUAUUUAGCAAUCAAAGACAAAUAAAUUUCCUUCAAAAAUCACAUAAGAAAGUCCCGCCCAUCCCUUUUACGGCCGAUGACUUCAUUGCCACCGGAGUGAAUGCUCGACCGACUUUCUUUGGCUGCGACCCGUCUAGUUCUGACGACUAUCCGUUGAUCAUAUAUCUUCCAAAUGCUCCACCAAUAACGGGAGAUAAUCCUUCUACCAAGUCAGUCAUCUGGUCUCUCGGUUAA